UUACGGGGAAACAAACAUGUGAAUCAUCUGCGACUACGCCCUCGAUCGCGAAAGAGGCACCCAGCAGCAGCCUUCCCUCACUGAGGGACUCGUCCGCCAGUGGAAUGAUCCGGAAGGCGGAGGCAGACGGCGGCGAGGCCUCGGGAUCGGGGCCUCCGCCGGCGGGUGCGGACGGGGAGGAGUCGGCGGCGGCGGCGGCUGCGGCGGUGGGGGAUCUGGUGGCGGCGCUGAGCCGGCGGCGGGUCUACCGGGAGGUGACGCUGGCCCUCCGCUCCGGCCUCCGCGACGCCCAGGCGGACUUCUCCUUCCUCCGCACCCGCGGCCUCCGCCGCCUCCUCAAGUUCCUCCGCUCCUCCGCCGCGGCCGCCGCCUCCGACGAGUCCCUCCGCCUCUUCCGCCACUCCCAGUCCCUCCCCGACCUCCAAGUGAUUCCUGUUCUAUUUCAGAAUACUUUGCAUCCGCGCAAAGAGAACCCCGAUGUGACUCUGAAUCACAUAUUUGGAGUGGAGCCGGUGAAGAUUACUAGUCCUCCGACAGACUCUGAAGUUGCACUUGCUCUUAGAGUUUUAGAAGGUUGUUGUCUUUUACAUAGUGGAAGUGCGGCUUUGGCCUACAAAUACAAGGCAGUUAAGGUACUUGUGAAUAUAUUAUCAAACCGAGGAAUACCUGAACAAGAGGCAUGCUUGGAUGCUCUAAUAGCAUUAAUGUUGGAGUCUUCCUCCAAUCAGAUGGAUUUUGCGGAAUGCCAUGGGGUUGAAAAAAUUGCGGAGCUUAUAAAGGACGAGCAAGCAGACGAAAUUCUAAGAUUAAAAUGCGGUGAGUUCCUUUUGCUACUCAUCGGAAAUCUAAAUGGGAAGGAGAACUCUCCCUUGGCGAACAUACAGGAAGAUAUAAGGCGGCUUCUAGGAGAGAAGUGUGCAUCUCUUAUUUGGGCCGCGAGCCAGUUUGGUUCAACCCUAGAUGCAGAGCAGAGGCAGACGGCCCUUCGCAUCCAGGCCCGAAGAGUUGUCGAGUCCUUAGAGCUCUCUUGAUUGUGCGUAUUACCCUUUUCUUCUUUUCUGUAUUUAUAUUUUAAGUUGUUGUUGUUGUGUGGUAUAAUCCUCAUUUAUAGAUAUUAAAAGUUUUUUCCACUGCUUUUAUCUCUACAUGUACUGUUCCAGGGUUUAUAUCUAUAAUCUCCACAUGUACUAAAGAUUAUAGUAUUUUCGCUAUGUGAUUGGGUUUUCAUUUCUCAA
Ananas comosus (pineapple) is the source of this 1235-nucleotide messenger RNA. RefSeq lists its product as uncharacterized. The transcript has 5 exons. The record is from RefSeq and is a predicted model, not a curated record. Lineage: Eukaryota; Viridiplantae; Streptophyta; Magnoliopsida; Poales; Bromeliaceae. Bases 105 to 1031 code for a protein of 308 amino acids.